AUGAACAACAAUCCAGCACCAUUAAAAGAAGUAAAUAAAACUGAAAAUUUAAAUAAACAACCACAAAAAAUUCGUGAAAAAUUAGUUAACUCUGUCUUGGAAUUUAUUAAUACUCAUGAAAUAAAAAAUUCUUCAAGUGAUGAAAUUGAAGCGUUUUUGCAUCGACAUUUCUUUUUAAAAGAUUGGGAGGUUGAUGAAGUUAUUUCUAGAAUAGUUGAACAAAAUCGCCCACACAAAAUUUUUUGUUCGACUCCAGUAACUGUUAAAGGCGAAAAAGAUUUGGAAAUGUAUUUUUUUGAAGAUGAGAUUUUAAAAUUGAAACAACAACUCAAUGAAGAUAGAGAAAAUUUUAAUGAUAGAAUAAGUAUGUUGGAAGCAAAAUAUUUUGCUUUAAGGGGACGAACUUAUGUAUUGGAGGAGGAAUAUUUCAAAUUUUGUCGGGAAUUAGACAAAAUUAAAUCAAUUAUUGCAAAUAAUUUACAAAUUGACAAGUCUGUUUUAAUAUUUUUUAAAAAUUGUUAUACCAUUAUUUUUACGAGUUUAAUAUUUUUGGGGUUUAAAAACUUAUUAUUUAAUCAAGGAGAAACACGCCCCUUUCAGCUUUUAUCUCUUGAUAAAUAUAUUUUUAACUUUGACCGGUAG
Messenger RNA from Meloidogyne enterolobii, 642 nucleotides. NCBI's taxonomy places the organism in Eukaryota, Metazoa, Nematoda, Chromadorea, Rhabditida, Meloidogynidae. The record is from the annotation of a GenBank genome assembly.